AACGCCUAAAGGAGACCUUGCUGCUGAAUCCAAUACCGGCCGGAGAAAGAGGAGGACGGGUUUCACUUUCUGGGUUGGCCAAGUCAGUUUUCGUUAAGGGGAAGGGGCAAAUAGAAAAAGAGAGGGUGAUGGUGUUUAUGGGCCAUGCAGAUUCAGUAAAAAAAAAGAAAAGACAUCUUGGCUGAUGAUGAAUUAUGAUAUAAGGCUACGCAAUUGCAAUCUGCAGUAUGUAAAGUAAAUAGAGCGGAAGACGAAAGUUGAAGCCGAGUAUUACUUUGACUGAGCUCUAUCCUCCUCUUCCCAAGUUCCCAGUCUGGAAUUGAUUUUGCUAUUAGGCAAUAGAGGAAGGAGAGGCAAUCGGCAGGUCGAACUGUUGUUAAAGGUCUAACACUCAGUGUUUGCAGAAAGACACGCUUCUGUUUGUUUGUGUACCGAAAAGAAGACAAUUCUGUUAUGAUGGUUGCAUGCCUUUCAUGUACUCCCGAGGUUCUCCCCAAAAGUAACCUAUUCACCAGCUCUAGGGUAACCAAAUUUGGUUCUCAGGAAGCUCUCACCUUACUCCAAAAUUGCGCCACUUUCAAACAUCUCAAGCAAAUCCAUGCUAAGAUUAUCCGGAAUGGUCUUUCUCAUGAUCAAUUACUUAUCAGGAAACUCAUUCACCUUUGCUCUUCCUAUGGGAAAAUGGACUAUGCCACUCUCAUAUUCCAUCAAAUCCAAGGCCCCCUUACUUUUACUUGGAAUCUAAUGAUCAUGUCCUAUACCAUCAACGGCUGCUCACAAGAGGCCCUCCUUCUGUAUAGCCUUAUGAUACGCCAAGGAUUUCCACCCGAUAAGUUCACCUUUCCAUUUGUUAUCAAAGCUUGCAUUGCUUCUUCUGCAUUUGAGCAAGGAAAAGUGGUUCAUGGGUUAUCCAUAAAAAAUAGUUUCUCCAGAGACAUGUUUGUUCAAAAUACUUUAAUGGACUUCUACUUCAAGUGUGGAGAAAUAGAUUGUGGCUGCAGGGUGUUUGAAAAAAUGCGUGUACGAAAUGUAGUUUCAUGGACAACCAUGAUUUCGGGGCUAGUUGCUUGUGGGGAAUUGCAUGCUGCCCGAGCGGUUUUUGAGCGAAUGCCAGCUAAAAAUGUUGUUUCAUGGACAGCAAUGAUGAAUGGGUAUGUUAGAAAUCAGCAACCUGAAGAGGCUUUUGAGCUGUUCUGGAGAAUGCAGGUUGGUGGUGUUAGGCCAAACGAAUUCACGCUGGUAAGCUUGCUGAAAGCUUGUACCCAAUUGGGGAGCCUCAAAUUGGGUAGAUGGAUUCACGACUUUGCUCUUAAAAAUGGAUUUAAACUUGAUGUUUUCCUUGGGACAGCUCUUAUUGAUACGUAUAGCAAAUGUGGUAGUUUAGAGGACGCAAGGAGAGUAUUUGACGAAAUGCGAAUCAAGAGCUUGGCCACAUGGAAUGCAAUGAUUACAAGCUUGGGUGUACAUGGGUUUGGAGAGGAAGCCCUUGCCCUUUUCGCAGAGAUGGAGAAGCUGAACGUAAGGCCAGAUGCAAUCACUUUUGUAGGUGUUUUAUCUGCUUGUUUGCAUACAAAUAAUCUGGAGGCUGGUUGUAGGUAUUUCAAAUACAUGAGUAAACACUAUGGUAUUACGCCUAUUUUAGAACAUUACACUUGCAUGAUUGAACUAUAUGGCCGUGCUGAUAUGUUAGAUGAGGUACGCAAAUUAGUGCAAUCCAUGCCUGUAAAGCAAAACAGAUAUAAAGCAGAGGAGUUAGAUUGCUUAAGAGUCUGAGUUGGUAUAUGCACUUGAGAGCUUCAAGCACGAUCUGGGUUGACUAUCUGACUGAUAAAUGACUGGAUUUUGAUUACGUAACAAUAUAUGUGUGCCACAGCAAGACCAAGACCAAGGACAAGGUGUUGUCUUUGAAAAAAGAUAUGAAACCAGACUCUCAUCUCAUGGUUACAGAUUUGGCAAAUGAUAAAGCUUAAGCUUUGCGAGUGAUCAGACCGAGACCAGGUGUUUGGACGGAAAUGGCUUGACCUCCUUGAUCUUGGAAUUUUUCCUCGUUGAUUUGUAGUGCUCCUUCCUUUAUAAGUUUGUAGUACUAAUGAAGAGAGUAAUUUUCUGAACUGAAGAGACUGGUAAAUGUUGAACAGAGAGUUCCAUUCUUAAAUCAAUACCGUCAAUUGAAAUUUUGAUUUUGUGGGGGAAGGUCCAGUUUGAA
Messenger RNA from Prunus mume (Japanese apricot), 2206 nucleotides. Its product is annotated as Tetratricopeptide repeat (TPR)-like superfamily protein. Gene Ontology annotation, biological process: RNA modification. The record is from RefSeq and is a predicted model, not a curated record. Lineage: Eukaryota; Viridiplantae; Streptophyta; Magnoliopsida; Rosales; Rosaceae. Gene Ontology annotation, molecular function: RNA binding; protein binding.